Anopheles nili is the source of this 897-nucleotide messenger RNA. RefSeq names its product 5-formyltetrahydrofolate cyclo-ligase (gene Mthfs). NCBI's taxonomy places the organism in Eukaryota, Metazoa, Arthropoda, Insecta, Diptera, Culicidae. The record is from RefSeq and is a predicted model, not a curated record. Gene Ontology annotation, molecular function: 5-formyltetrahydrofolate cyclo-ligase activity. Gene Ontology annotation, cellular component: mitochondrion. Gene Ontology annotation, biological process: tetrahydrofolate interconversion; folic acid-containing compound biosynthetic process. The coding region runs from base 143 to 751 and encodes 202 amino acids. The transcript is spliced from 6 exons.
ACCUAAAGCGCUAAACCGCGGGAUGAAACAACCAAAGUGCGUCUCAGAACAUUCACAACUCGUAUAACCUUUUGAAGAUCCGUUAAACUUGUGAUAUUAGUUUGCUGCAACCCUAAACGCCUGAAAACUGCUCCAGACAGCCAUGCAGCGCAUCCAAAAUCCGGCCAAAGUGGCCUUACGGCAGCAAAUCAAGCAGAAAUUGCAAACCCUUACGCUCGAGGAUCGUCAGCGUCAAUCCGGCAUCAUCAUCGAAAAGGUUAUGGCACUUCCAUUCUACGGACGCUGUCAAAGGAUAAGCAUCUACCUCAGCACCGACACCGAGGUCAACACGAAACCUUUGCUAGAGAGCAUGUUCCAACAACGGAAGCAGGUGUUCGUACCGACGUACAACCGGAGCGCCAUGAAGAUGGUGCGAAUCAACGAUAUGGAGGAUUACGAACGGCUGCCGACGACUGCGUGGAAUAUCAAACAGCCCCCGUUCGACGAUGUAACCCGCGAGGAUGGGCUCGCAACAGGACUAGAUCUAAUAAUCCUCCCUGGAGUGGCUUUCACGAGUGUGGGCGGACGUCUGGGUCACGGUGGAGGAUAUUAUGAUCGAUUUUUGAGUGAGUACUUUGGUAAAUUUCCCAACACACCGCAACGCACCACACACCUGGUUGGGGUUGGAUUCCGCGAACAGAUUGUUACUGGUGAAGAACUACCCUCUGACGAGCACGAUGUUCCAAUUGAUUGCGUUGUAACGGCUGAAUGAGUCCGCUUUGGCUGUUUGCCAUCCACUGGAGGCCCUAGAAAGUGAAGGAAUGUGAAUCCUUUCGGAAAAUUUAUCGCCAUCACACGCGGGAAAGUAGCCUAUUAUAGGGCAGGGUCGGCAAAUGAAGGUUGAGAUGGAAAGGAAAA